GAAGAAUCCAAUGACCUCUCUUACGAAAUUUGAUGCAACACCCCCCAUACGUCAUCACAAGAUGGCCGCCACCAUGGACGAUAGCACGCCGUUCCUGUUCCUGGCCAGUUUGAUGAUGCAGACGAACCCUCUCCUAACAGUUAUACACCCGAUACAAGCACUCCGAUAAUGGAGACAUUCCCAGCACGAGUGAGCGAGCUUUCAGUAGCAGAGGACCGUCAGCAAAAUGGAGAAUGGGAUCCAUGGGACGAAAGCGACGAGGAUUAUGCUGACUGGGACUGGGAAGACCACUCGGGGGAUAUUUUCACAAAAAGGUACAACGCCGCCCAACACAACUCUGCACAGAUGAAUCCCAACAAACCCAACCCAGGUUAAGUGUCUUUUCAGCCAACAGACAAAACCAUGACGAAAUUCGCCAGCAAGAUCACGGUUGAGAAAUACUUCGGUCCCAAACUGCGCGGUGCCAGUGCUUUACUGGAGGGGGUGAGGAAGUCAGAUUCGGACAGGUACAGGGUCAAAGAUAGGCAAGACAGGGCAACAGUCGAGCAGGUCUUAGAUCCACGUACAAGGAUGAUCCUGUUCAAGAUGUUGAACAGAGGAAUCAUCCAACAAAUCAAUGGCUGUAUCAGUACUGGUAAGGAGGCGAAUGUCUACCAUGCCACCUGCAAGGAUGGGACUGACAAGGCCAUAAAAGUGUACAAGACGUCUAUUCUAGUCUUCAAGGACAGAGACAGGUAUGUCACAGGCGAGUUCCGCUUCCGGCACGGUUACUGUAAGCACAACCCUCGCAAGAUGGUGAAGACGUGGGCGGAGAAGGAGAUGAGGAAUCUUACGAGGAUGUACCAGGCAGACAUCCCCUGCCCAGAACCCGUGAUCCUCAGGAGCCAUGUGCUCGUCAUGGAGUUCAUAGGGAAGGACGGGUGGCCCGCUCCACUGCUGAAGGACGUUCAGCUGUCGGUGAGCAAGGCGCGAGAGCUGUACCUCCAGGUCAUCCAGCUCAUGAGGACCAUGUUCCACGACUGUCGUCUUGUCCACGCCGAUCUCAGCGAGUUCAACAUGCUCUACCUUGACGGACAGGUGUACAUCAUCGACAUGUCCCAGUCUGUGGAACACGACCACCCUCAUGCGCUGGAGUUCCUCAGGAAGGACUGCACCAAUAUCAAUGACUACUUCGUGAAGAACGACGUAGCCGUGAUGACGGUUAAAGAGCUGUUCAACUUCGUGACAGACAUCAACAUUAACAAGGACAACAUAGAUAGGUAUGUUGACAAGGCCAUGGAGGUCGCCUCCAGCCGUUCUAUUCAAGAGGUCAAGGAACAGGACAAGGUUGACGAGGAGGUCUUUAAGAAGGUCUUCAUCCCACGAACCUUGGAGGAGGUACCAGACUUCGAGAGGGACAUCAAUUCAAAGCAGCAUGGGAAUGAGCUAGAAAUCCACUACCAAGCAGUGACUGGACUGAAGGAUGACCUGACAGGACCCCUGACAAAACCAUCCCUUCUGGAGGAAGAGGAAGCCCAGAAUGAUGAGGAAGAGGCCAGGGAAGACUCAGAAAACAGUAGUGGGUCAGAGUCGGACAGUGAGAAGGACAGAUCAGAGCACACACAGUACACCAGACAGAGGGGAGAGUCUGCAGAUAGCAGGAGGGCACGGAAGAAGCUGGUGAAGGAGGAAAAUAGAGAAAAGAGGAAACAGAAGAUGCCCAAGCACAUUAAGAAGCGCAAAGAGAAAAUUGCCAAGCAAAAGCAUGGCAGGAACUGAAUGUGAUGCCCUAAAUAAUUAUAGUUACAUUGAGCAUGUUGAAACCAAGAUGACACUGAUCAUGGUUAAAUGUUUAUACUGUACUUGUUUGUUUUAAAAAAGUGUUUUAAUUUGAGUUGAUAUCCAUGAUUAACAAUUUUACAGUACAUCCUCUGCUUAAAGUUUAUUAGAGUACAUAUACAUGAUAUGUACAGUGUUAAUCAAUUACCAAAAAUUGUUCUUUAGAAACAUUUAGCAAAAACAUGGAAAAGGUCACUCACAGGUCACUUUUUUUCAAUGAAACCAGUCACAAGAUACAAACCUAUUGCAAAAGAGAAGCUAUCAAUGUCUGCUUAGGCUGUGGUUGGUGAACAUUUGUUUUAUCAUUAUGCAUUGUGUACAUUGUUGAUUGGAGAGAAACAAUUUUCAAUUGUUCAACUUUUGUACAGUAUACUGUACAGUAGAUACCCUAGCAUACUUGGAAAAUAAAGUACCCUUCCUCACCGACACAGUCUUGUACAGUGAGUACUAUACACCAAGGCCGGUCAUGGUGGCAGAGUAGAGCCAAAUGCAGCUUGGAAUUGCAUAAUAAUUGCUGUAUAUAGAAAUUUUUAUUUCCAUCACUCAUGUGACAUUGUCAGUAGCAUUAGACAUAGACCUGGUGUUUCUGGCUU
This is a messenger RNA of Branchiostoma floridae (Florida lancelet), 2411 nucleotides long. Its product is annotated as serine/threonine-protein kinase RIO1-like. The record is from RefSeq and is a predicted model, not a curated record. Gene Ontology annotation, biological process: maturation of SSU-rRNA. Gene Ontology annotation, cellular component: cytosol; preribosome, small subunit precursor. NCBI's taxonomy places the organism in Eukaryota, Metazoa, Chordata, Leptocardii, Amphioxiformes, Branchiostomatidae. Gene Ontology annotation, molecular function: ATP binding; protein serine/threonine kinase activity.